CUAAUUCCCAGUCUCCUUUCAUCUAUUCCAGAGGAAGACGGAAGAGAUGGCGUCCGAUCUUUUGAUACCUGGAGUUAUUGCUGCGUUAGCGCUGGUCUUUCUUGUCCUUUCUUUUAUUGGCUACAAACUGAAGAUUCACCUAAAGUUUCUCUACAAGCUUGAUGAGCAUUCCACGCAUCAUGGCGGUGAGCUAGUUGCAGAUGUGUUGAAGGCUCAUGGUGUCAAAUAUGUGUUUACAUUGGUUGGUGGUCACAUUUCCCCUAUUCUUGUCGCUUGCCAAAAUUUAGGAAUCAGAGUUGUGGAUACCAGACAUGAGGUUACUGCAGUGUUUGCGGCAGAUGCAGUUGCCAGAUUAUCGGGAGUUGUCGGUGUUGCUGCUGUUACUGCAGGUCCAGGACUCACUAAUACAGUAACAGCUGUAAAGAAUGCCCAGAUGGCAGAGUCUCCCCUACUCCUGAUUGGUGGGGCUGCCGCUACGCUUCUCAAGGGUAGAGGUGCACUGCAGGACAUAGACCAGAUGUCUCUAUUCAAACCACUUUGCAAAUACUGUGCUACCAUAACCAGAGUUGCAGAUAUCAUCCCUGUGCUGUGUGAGGCUUUGAAAGUUGCUCAGUCAGGCACUCCAGGGCCAGUUUUUGUUGAGUUUCCUAUUGACACCCUGUAUCCUUAUUCUUUGGUGAAGAGAGAAUCAGGCCUCAAGGAGGAAGCCAAAGGUUUAUCACAGAAAAUUGUAAAUUGGUACAUCUCAAACCACUUGCAUGUUUUAUUUGCUGGUGCCUGGGAGCGGCAACAGAUCACUCCUCUGCCUGUGAAACUACCACUGCCUACCAAGCCACAACUUUCAGAGUGUGUAAACAUUGUGUCCCGCUCUCGUAAGCCUGUUAUACUACUUGGCAGCCAAGCGACCCUGCCUCCAAUUCCAGCAGAGAAAUUAAGAGACUCACUUGAGGCACUUGGUAUCCCAUGCUUCCUGGGCGGAAUGUCAAGGGGAAUGCUUGGAAGGAACAGUAAGCUUCACAUUCGACAGAGGCGACGAGAUGCCCUCAAAGAAGCUGAUGUUGUUAUCUUAGCAGGUACUGUGUGUGACUUCAGACUAUCAUAUGGACGUGUGCUAAACAGGAAAUCCAAGAUCAUUGCGGUUAAUCGAAGUCAUAGUCAGUUGUAUAAGAACUCGGACAUGUUCUGGAAGCCCACUGUUGCCAUUCAAGGAGACCCUGCAUCUUUCCUUUGCUCCCUGUGUGAAGCGCUGAAGGGAUAUGAAAGCCCUAAAGACUGGGUGGACUCACUCAAAGACAGGGACUUGCAGAAAGAAAGUGAUAAUAGGCUGAAGGCAGAGGAAGUCCCUGCUCAGCACCUCAACCCCAUGAAGCUACUGAACAUUGUAGAGCAAGUGAUGUCUAAAGAUUCUGUUAUUGUGGCUGAUGGUGGUGAUUUUGUUGGCACGGCCGCCUACAUCCUCAGGCCGAGAGCCCCCUUAUCAUGGCUAGAUCCAGGUGCAUUUGGGACACUUGGUGUUGGUGGUGGGUUUGCUCUUGGGGCCAAGCUGUGCCGUCCAGAUUCAGAUGUGUGGGUGAUGUAUGGUGAUGGGUCACUAGGGUAUAGCAUAGCGGAGUUUGACACCUUUGUAAGGCAUAAGACACCAGUCAUAGCUCUUGUAGGAAACGAUGCAUGCUGGUCUCAGAUAGCUCGGGAACAAGUGCCGUUGUUUGGUUCCAGCAUAGCAUGUGAUCUCGAGUACACAAAUUAUGAGCAAGUAGCUGAAGGAUAUGGGGGAUAUGGUUUAAAGUUGGGUGCCUCAUCUGAAAGAGAAAUCAAAGACAUUCUUUCCAAGGCACAAGAAGUUUCUCGGCAGGGAAAACCUGUUCUUAUAAAUGCUCUGAUUGGGAAGAGCACAUUCCGUGAAGGUUCAAUAUCAGUGUAAAAGAAAGAAUUUUUUAUAAGAACUUUAAAAAACUGUAAUUUAACAGUUGUUUACCGCAGGGGAGCCUUUUGAUUACAAGGUUGUGAGAUUAUGGGAAAAAGGGUUUUGAUUAUAACUGAUUAUAAAGUUUCUACAAAUAUUAUAUAAAAAACAGUAUUAGGGUAUCAAAUAUAAAGACGUAUGCUUUA
This is a messenger RNA of Nematostella vectensis (starlet sea anemone), 2109 nucleotides long. RefSeq names its product 2-hydroxyacyl-CoA lyase 2. NCBI's taxonomy places the organism in Eukaryota, Metazoa, Cnidaria, Anthozoa, Actiniaria, Edwardsiidae. The transcript is spliced from 18 exons. The coding region runs from base 47 to 1921 and encodes 624 amino acids. Gene Ontology annotation, molecular function: thiamine pyrophosphate binding; flavin adenine dinucleotide binding; acetolactate synthase activity. Gene Ontology annotation, biological process: L-valine biosynthetic process. Gene Ontology annotation, cellular component: acetolactate synthase complex. The record is from RefSeq and is a predicted model, not a curated record.